Messenger RNA from Thlaspi arvense, 861 nucleotides. NCBI's taxonomy places the organism in Eukaryota, Viridiplantae, Streptophyta, Magnoliopsida, Brassicales, Brassicaceae. The record is from the annotation of a GenBank genome assembly.
CCAACAGGAUGCAAUGUUGAUCUCAUAAAUUAUUUUGGAAAUGACCAUAAUACUGCUAUGCUUCGGCCUAGUAAACGAGGAAGGGAAGCGGAGAAUAUCACUAGACAGCAGAAGCUUCAGAUUUCUCUGAAUUUCAAUGCGUCUAAUGAUGAAGUUGAUCGGUCAGCAAGCAUUCCGAACCAACACCCUGUAUCAACUGGUUUAAGAUUGUCAUAUGAUGAUGAUGAACGCAAUUCUUCUGUUACUUCUGCAAGUGGAAUUCAAAAGAGUUUGGCUAGCUUGAGCUCUAUUGCUAGAUUACAUGCUGCCUCUGUCAGCACCAAAAUUCAAACAGAGGAAAAUCUGAUGAAGGGAUUGAGAGAUAUAAGGCAAAGACACGUGGCAUCUUUCUUGACUGCCAUUGAGAAAGGCAUAACUCAGAAGUUACGUGAGAAAGAUCAUGAGAUCGAGAACAUAAACCACAAGAAUAGAGAACUUGUUGAGAGAAUAAAGCAGGUGGCAACGGAAGCCCAGAACUGGCAAUACAGAGCCAAGUACAACGAGUCCGUGGUUAAUGUUUUGAAAAACAACCUCCAGCAGGCAAUUUCACAAGGUGCUGCAGAUCAAAGCAAAGAAGGAUUUGGAGACAGUGAAGUUGAUGAUGCAGCCUCCUACAUUGACCCAAGCAACUACCUCAGCCUUCCAUUGAGGCCUGCAAAGGCUUCUAUUAUUUUUUGCAGAGCAUGCAAAUCCAAGGAGGUAUCCAUCUUGUUGAUGCCUUGCAGGCACCUGUGUUUAUGUAAAGACUGUGAUGGGUUAAUCAGUGUGUGCCCUGUGUGCCAGCAGUUGAAAACUGCUAGUGUCCAGAUUUUCUUGUCUUAA